AUGCAGGGCUCUGAGGCUUCGAGCAGUGCGCUCGCAGACCUACCUUCGACCCUGCGAACAGUGAUAGGCAGCCCGACGACGUCACCGAUCGGCUCACCAUUACCUCUACAAACCGACCCUCUCCUCUCACAGCAACAAAUACAAGAAAACCUCCAAAAUGUGCUGUCUUCCUUCUCGAUGGAAAUCCGUCCUGAGCCUAGGCUCACCGCCAGUGGCAACUCGACCGGCUCGACCGGCAAAGGCAUCCUGAUUGGGAUCCUGUCCGCGUUUGGCUCCGCCGCCGUCGCAUUUGUUGUUCUAGCGAUCUUUUUCUUUUUUAAGUAUACCCGCCGGGGGCGAAUUAUGCUGGAUCGCAUUGGUCGGCCCGGUGAGUUCGACGAUGAACAGGCGUUUGCGCGCGAGGAGGCUGUGGCGCUAGAGUCAAUGGAUGACUUAGCGCGAUCGGAAUACUUGCGAGCCAAAGCCUUUGUUCAAGGAAACCCGCCCGAAUCAGUACAAACCGACAUAUCACUCUCACAGUUCCUCGCAAUACAAGAGAAAGGUGUAUCUGCAUGGGAGUUCCAGCCGGAAUUGGAAAUCGCAAACUGCUUUGUGGAAGGACGCACCGAGAUUGAAUUCUACGACUCGGAGUGCAGUGUGCAGACGAAUCUGCCCAUCCCCAAACAAAAUGAGGUCUACUAUUGGGAAGCGAAGAUAUACGAUAAGCCCGAAUCGACAAUGAUCGGAAUCGGAGUCUCCACAAAACCAUACCCUUUAUUCCGGAUGCCUGGCUUCCACAAAUCUUCUGUUGCCUACCAAUCAACCGGACACCGCAGAGUCAACCAACCAUUCAACUCUACACCAUACGGACCUCCUCUACUACAAGGCGAUGUGAUUGGUGUUGGAUACCGACCCCGCUCGGGGACUGUCUUCUUCACCCGCAACGGAAAGAAACUCGAGGAUGUGGCCCACAACUAUCGAUCGCAGAACCUGUUCCCUACUAUUGGUGCCAACGGCCCUUGCACGAUUCAUGUCAACUUCGGCCAGAUGGGUUUCGUCUUCAUCGAAGGGAACGUCAAGAAAUGGGGCUUGGCCCCCAUGACUGGCAGUCUCGCCCCGCCCCCACCUUAUGGGAGUGAGCAAGGCAGCAUUCUACUUGAGUCUGGUCGCGAGAGCGCAGCACAAAUUUCCCAGCGCGUUUAUCAAAACGCAAACUACGCGGCCUCGGGGUCAAGUGUUAGGAUCCCUCCAGUGCCCAGUCCGGGGCCUGCUCGAUCUCCAACUGACAUUUCCCUCGCUCAGCUGAACCAUAUACCUUCGCUGGAAGAUGCUGGCGAGGGGUCCAGCCGAUUUGCUCUUGGGGAUGAAGAGGCCAAUGUUGGUCUGGUUCGUGAUGAUGAUGAUGACCAUGAGGUUCCUCCUCCAGAAUAUUCUAGUCCCGAUGGCAGUCGGAGAGGUAGUGAUGCCUCUCUUGAGUUCCCUCCCAGAGGUGCUCUUGAUCAAUCUGGCCCUCCAAACAAUGGACCCACGGACUCCGCUGGUCAAUAUCUUCCCAGUUACGAAACUGUGGUUGAAAGAGAUCUGAAUCAACACAACUCAAGCAACCAAUGA
Penicillium salamii is the source of this 1590-nucleotide messenger RNA. NCBI's taxonomy places the organism in Eukaryota, Fungi, Ascomycota, Eurotiomycetes, Eurotiales, Aspergillaceae. The record is from the annotation of a GenBank genome assembly.